AUGAAGUUGUUGGCAAGCUGGGAUUCGGGGCUAGCUCAACCGCAAAAGAAGUAUGUCGCCCCCAAGAUCUUCGCACGCGACGUCAGUCCAAACCCUGCCCACGAGGUGAAGAUAUACGAUUACCUAAGCACAAUCGCAUCUGAGCAUCCAGGACGAAAGCAUAUUCGGACCUGUCUGGACAGCUUCGAGGUUGAAGGUCCCGACGGCAAGCAUCAGUGUCUGGUGCAUCGACCACUCUGGGAAAGUCUUCGUGCGCUUCAGUACCAAGACAGUCGACGCAAGCUCACGGAAGAGCUUCUGAGACCGGUACUAUGGUGCAUUUUGCAAGCGAUCGACUACCUGCAUAGUGAAUGUCAUUUGGUACAUACAGAUAUCAAAGCGAAUAACAUCAUGCUUAGUCUUGAGGACGAAUCAGUUCUGGAGGCUUCUGUCAAAGAGGAAGCUGCAAACCCUGGUCCGCGGAAUAUCUAUGCGGACCGUACAAUCUACCAAUCUCGCGCGAUCACGAGGCCCAAGACGAUCGGACUUCCCGUUCUAAGCGACUUUGGGCUGGCUCGGUUCCGGGGAGGCGAUCGCAACGACGACAUACAGCCCGAGAUCUACCGGGCCCCCGAGAUCUUGCUGGACAUGGAUUGGAGCUAUAGUGUCGAUAUCUGGAACAUUGGCUCGAUGAUAUGGGACCUUUUCUACAACGAACAUCUAUUCGAUGGCUACGAUCCGGCCACAAACAAACUUUCAAACCGAGCCCACAUUUCUGAGAUGGUGGCAGUUCUUGGACCACCGCCUGUCUCUUUCCUGGAGAGGAGCGAGACGAGUUGGAAAUAUUUCGAUCACUCCGGUUGCCUCACGACCGGUGUGGACCUGAGCAACAAGCAUUCGUUGGACGUCAGGGAACAGCGUCUUGACGGCGAGAAUAAGCGGCUUUUCCUCGAGUUCGUCAAGUCAAUGUUACGGUGGGAUCCGAAUGAGCGGCUCACUGCGCGUGAACUCCUCGAUGACCCUUGGCUGAAUAACUACAACUUGUAA
This is a messenger RNA of Fonsecaea monophora, 1026 nucleotides long. RefSeq lists its product as hypothetical. The transcript has 5 exons. The record is from RefSeq and is a predicted model, not a curated record. Lineage: Eukaryota; Fungi; Ascomycota; Eurotiomycetes; Chaetothyriales; Herpotrichiellaceae. The coding region runs from base 1 to 1026 and encodes 341 amino acids. Gene Ontology annotation, biological process: protein phosphorylation. Gene Ontology annotation, molecular function: ATP binding; protein kinase activity.